AAGGGCUUUUCCACUCGAAGGUAAACCUAAGGAAACGAUGACUUUUGCGGUUUCUUCAUCUGGAUGCACCAAAUCCAUAGCCGUUCAACGUUUCUCAUCCGCUCGAUGCGAGCGUUUCAAUGUGGGUAGCCUGACUUUGUCACGAAGACCUUUAUCCUUCCCCAUCCUAGUAUACCCUGGUGGUCGAGACAUCAGCUCUGUCAGUGUCGCUGCAUCUUCUUCUCGCAAAAAGAAAAAGAAGCAAAAUUUGUCUCAAAAUCAUGUUAAAGAGGAGUAUGAGGAAGAGGAUGCUUUUGAGCUUCUUUUCAAGCAACUGGAAGAAGAUCUCAAAAAUGAUGAUAUGUCCUUCAACGAUAGUGAUGAUGAAAUAACUGAGGAAGACCUUGUCAUGUUGGAACGGGAGUUAGAGGAUGCACUGGGGGGAGAUGAUGCAGAAUUGUUAAGCUCAGUCUUAAGUGAUGCAGAAACUGAUGGUGAUGCUAAUAAUGGAGAAGAAGAAGAUGAUGAUGAUGAUGAUGCAGAAUUGUUAAGCUCAGUCUUAAGUGAUACAGAAACUGAUGGUGAUUCUAAUAAUGAAGAAGAAGAUGAUGAUGAUGAUGCAGAAUUGUUAAGCUCAGUCUUAAGUGAUACUGAAACUGAUGGUGAUUCUAAUAAAGAAGAAGAUGAUGACGACGACGAUGAUGAUUGUGAAGGAGAUGGGAGGCAAGUGAACCUUCGAAGUUGGCAGCUACGAAAAUUAGCUAAAGCUUUAAAAGCUGGUCGUCGCAAAACUAGUAUCAAAAGUCUUGCUGCCGAGCUCUGUCUUGAUAGGGCUAUUGUUCUUGAUUUGCUCCGUGACCCUCCUCCAAAUCUUCUAAUGAUGAGUCUGUCAUUACCUGAUGAGCCCAGAGCACCAGUACUAGAACGUGAAGCUAAACCCUCGGAGACUGUUCUUGAAGAUAUACGCACAGAUCAUGUAGAGCCUGAGGCGAAGUCUAAGGUUCCUGUUCAUGUCAUGCAACGUAGAUGGUCUGCUCAGAAGAGAUUGAAAAGGGUACACGUUGACACUCUGGAAAGAAUUUAUAAGAGAACAAAACGGCCCACUAAUGCAAUGAUCAAUAGCAUCGUGCAUGUGACCAACCUUCCUCGGAGGAGAGUUGUUAAAUGGUUUGAAGAUAAACGUGCAGAGGAUGGCGUUCCUGAAGAUCGAGUUCCGUACCGGCGUUCUGUUGCCGAAGCUCUUUGAAGCUUGCUCCGUCGUUUAUCUAUAUGUUAAUAUAUGAUACUCCCCUUUAAAAUCAGUAGGUAUUUUUUUCGUUGAACAUUAUUAGGUAUCUUUCAAGUAUUGCCUUAAAAAAUAUGAGGCAUUUUUAGUCUUUUAAGUAUUUGUUAAUAAUGUUUUUUUGAUCUAGACACUUUAUUGAAUAAAGGUAAUCAUAAAAAGAA
This is a messenger RNA of Prosopis cineraria, 1425 nucleotides long. Its product is annotated as protein OVEREXPRESSOR OF CATIONIC PEROXIDASE 3. Bases 38 to 1225 code for a protein of 395 amino acids. Gene Ontology annotation, biological process: regulation of transcription by RNA polymerase II. The transcript has 4 exons. NCBI's taxonomy places the organism in Eukaryota, Viridiplantae, Streptophyta, Magnoliopsida, Fabales, Fabaceae. Gene Ontology annotation, molecular function: DNA binding; DNA-binding transcription factor activity, RNA polymerase II-specific. The record is from RefSeq and is a predicted model, not a curated record. Gene Ontology annotation, cellular component: nucleus.